GCCAAGCGGACACGAGAAAGCCACCGCCUGCUACUAUUUUUUUUUUGCCGCUGGAUGGGCUGUACUCUGACAAGCGUGGGUCAUUGCUUUGCUCCAUAGAGAGCUCUACUGUUUUGGGACACAGCCGCAGGCUAUCACGAUAAGUCCGUCCACAGUAAACAACACCACCGCCGAGCAUAUAGACACGCGCCUGGCUUCGCGUCAAUGUACCACAAUGCGACGACAAGCAGCGCAAGACGGAGAUAGGCCUGCUAGCCGCAUUGCUACAGCGUCUAGUAGACUACGCACCAGCACUUCUACGGCCCUUCCUAGGCCCCAAUCGCGUGUCGGAUCAUUUAGAGCUACACAGCCUACGUACAAUCUAUUCACAGGCGGCGAGACUGCUUCGCAGCGACCAGCGUCGCGACAGAGCCAUGGAACCGAAUCCCCGAGACCAAGCUCGCGCGAGAGCUCCAAAGAAAACUUGGCCCCUCCCGAUGCCGAUGAAUACGAAAAAUACAGAAAAGAAAUAGAAGCGCUCAAGGCCGAGAUUGGCACGCUUCAAUAUCGCAUGCAAACGGCCGAGCAGGAGAAGGAGAUUGCCCUUUCGCAGCAGAGCAACAAGCUUGAGCAGGCCAAGAGACGAGAACAAGAGGAAUCACAACAGCGCGAACUGGCACAGGAUGCGCAGGAAAAAGUAACUGGUCAACUUGAAUCGUUACUCGCCGAAGUUGAUCAGCUGAAAGAGACUGCUGAGCAGGAAAAGAAGGCCUUGGAGCGUAAAGUUCGCGAGGCCCAAGAUGAGGCACGUUUGGUGGAGGAGCAGCUGCAGGAUCUGUCCAAUGCAAAGGACGAGGCCUCGCGGAUGAGCGACAAGAAGAUUUCAGACUUCCAAAUGCAAAUUGCUGCGCUACAAAAGAUGACACAAGAGCAUGGCCAAGAAUCACAGGAUCGCGAGCACCUGCUUCAGCAAACGCAAUCCCAGGUCGCAGAACGGGAUGACCAGAUUGCUGCACUUGAAGCUGACGUGUUGCGCUUCAAGGCACAAAGUGGCGAUGCAGAGACUAUGCAAGCCAUUAAGAAUGAACUUACUGAGCAGGUUCAACAUAUCCGUGCGCUGGAGGCGACAAACCGCGACCAGCUAUCCGAACUCAAACAUCUACGAUCAAUCAACAAGGCAACCGAAAUCGUCGAAGAGGAGAAGCGUACACUCCAGCGCCGCCUCGAAGCUGCCGAAUCCCUAGAAACCGAGCUAGCAGAGUCCAGAUUGCAGCGUCAGAGACUCGAAGACGAGCGCCGCUCAUGGUCUACCUAUCUCCAAGGGCUAUCAUCAGAUGGUGAUGCAGAGUUUGAGUCUCCCGAAGACCUUGCUCGCGCCUUUGCACAAGAGCGCCUAACCACUGCCUCCCAAUUGGACCAGAUGGGCUCACUGCGUGGCGAGAUCACCGCUCUCCAAAAUACCAUUCAGUCCAUGGAGGACGAAAAGGCACAACUGCAAGAUCAUGUCGAACAAGCCAAGAACAACGCCAGCGCCAACUCAGCCGACAAGGCCCAACAGCGACUCGACAGACAGCGACAGCUGGCGCUCAAGGAAGUCGAGUAUCUGCGCGCACAGGUCCAGGCUGCAGAGACUGAAGACCAGACCAUGCAGCCAGACCAAUUCGACGAGAACACUGCCAACAAGAGACACGAGCUUGAGGUAAUCAUUGACGAAUAUAAGACGGAGAUCCAGUCUCUACACAAGCAACUCUCCUCUGCGGAACAUCCCCUGCAAAUGCCGUCUACACCACAGCCAUUAGCUGGCAGUAAGAGAGCCCAGCCCGAUGACUACGACAGCCACGAGCAGCUUGGCCAGCUCUCACGCAAGAACCGCAAACUGCAAGAAGAGAUGGCUGCUUUGCAGACCAAGAUUGCCAUGCAAGAAAAAGAAUUGGCUGCUAGCAACGAUCAGCUCGCCAUUGCCAAGGUCAGCGGCCAAACACGCAUUCUCUCUCUCCGCUCCAAUCCCACAUCGGACCACGAAGCUAUCAAACAGUCUACUCUUGAUGCUCUCCAGAAAGAAAACAAGGAGCUUCUCGCUACUCUUCGCUCAAAACACUCCAGUCCUGCCAUCCCCGUCAUCCCAACGUCUGUCCUCAGCGCCAUGGAACGGGAGAUUGCUGCCGCCAAGGCCGAGACCGCGUCUGCACAAAAGUCUGCACGCCGCCUCAAGGAAGUCUGGGGCUCAAAGUCACAAGAGUUCAAAGAAGCCAUCUUCUCCACACUCGGAUGGACAGUCACCUUUAUCCCCAACGGCAAGAUGCGCGUUGAGAGCACUUUCUUCCCUUCACAAACGGACGAGCACGAGAACUCCAUUGUAUUCGAUGGCGAGCGCGGCACCAUGAAGGUUGGCGGUGGACCAAAGAGUGCAUUUGCCCAGCGCAUCAGCGAUCAGAUUGGCUUUUGGGUUCGCGAGAAGGGCUGCAUCCCUGGCUUCCUGGCCGCCUUGACACUAGAAUUCUACGAGGAAUACAGCAAAUCAAAGUCAUAAAUCCCAGCCAGGCGUUAAACAACGAGAGAGUUGGGAAUACCUUGCAUCAUUUUCUUUUUUUUACAAGGGGCAGAUGGGCAUAUUACGAGGGGUCUUUUGAUGUAAAUGGCGUUUUUGUUGUUAAAAAAAAGUGUAUUAUAUCUUAACGAAUAGAGUUCCCAUUGGUUCGCGGUGCACGCAACAUUGACAAAGACCAGAUGAGGCGUGAUAGUGAUCAUAUGUAAAAAAGGGGGUUGUUGAUCUAAAAUUGAACACUCGCUACCGACUAAAUUAAAGAUAAAGAAGGGUUUAAAAAAACGAACACCGACACACCCGGAAUUUGUACUUGGCAACCCCAUCUAUCUAUCUACCUUCGUAUUUGCCGCUGACAAACUUCGUCGUCAAAGUGACUGGUGUCCAGCUCUGUGAGGGAGAAUCGGCAUCCGAAAAGGGAUCGCUCUCGACCUCCUUGCCCUUGCCCUUAGCAUCGAGCCUUGACACAGAAAUGCCGCUGAGAGACGUGGUCUGCUCACCAGCCGCAGAGUACUCCCAGCGAGCCUCGAUACGGCCCGGCGUGGGUGCCGUUCCGUCGGGACCAACAAUGCGGCAGACAAUCUUCUGCACUUCACUGGUGAGUGUGAGGUCGCCUAGGCGCCAGUACACAAGGUGCUUAUCCUUGAGGUGGGUACCGCUAGGCUUGGUCUGCACGCUGCUGGCCUUGCCCUCGUAUGUGGCGAUGAUGACGACGUUGUGGAGGGAUACGGGCUCGGUAAUCUUGCAGCCAGGGUUAAGCUGGUACUGCAACAGGAGGCCGAGCUUGUCGCCCUGGGGCUUCCAGGCUGGUUUGAGGACGAGGGGCGCGUACGGGGCGAGCGAUGGCGGGUCGCUCUCUUCAGCGAAGAUGCGGUAUGAGAAUGCAGUGGCCGUCUUGUCAAUGUGAGAGAGGUCGAGAGCGAACUGGUUGUUUUGGUCUGGGGACGAGUUUUGCACAAAGAUGCGGUUAGGUCCAAUCUUCUCGAGGCGGUUGAAGUUGUUGAUCUUGAUGGUCUCGUGUGCUGAAAGGCAGGUUAGCAGUGUAUAUAUGAUGUGUAGAUAUUGCUUAUA
[Torrubiella] hemipterigena is the source of this 3592-nucleotide messenger RNA. The record is from the annotation of a GenBank genome assembly. Lineage: Eukaryota; Fungi; Ascomycota; Sordariomycetes; Hypocreales; Clavicipitaceae.